AUGUCCUUUGUUAAUCAACUUGAGACACUCAUUUCAAAGGCAACAGAUGAGUAUGACAAGAUUGCAAAGAGUGAGCCCAAAGUAAAAAGCAGUGAAGAUGGUACAUCAAGAGGCGAUAUUUUAGACGAGAUCAUUAAACAACAGCAAGCUGAGAAAAAAAAGCUUUGGAAUAAACUAUACAAGCUAGAAAAAACACGCGUGAAUAGAAAAAGACAUGUUGUAUUUCAAGGGCAACCUUCAGACGCUAAUGAAAAGAAACUGAUGACGUUAAUAUAUGAAAGUAAAGAGCUAGAAAAGGAAGUCAGAAAACAAGAUAGCAAUUUACAAAAUAUACCUAAUGUUGACGAUAAUAUUCUGGAGAUCCAAUUCAGAGAUCAACUCGAUCGAGAGAUUGAACAAUACGAUCAAGCCAUACAGUUUCUAAAAGCAGAAUCAGAAAAAGUUAAGAUCAAUUUAGCAGAAGAAAAAAAAGCUCUUGUAGAAUGUCAAGAAGUAUAUAAAAGCUUAAAGGCUAGACGAGAGACGCUAAUGGAGACAAAUCCAGAAGUGAUCGAAAGUAAAAUGCAAGAACAUAUGACCUUAGUCCAGUCCUUGUUGAAGAAGGAUACAAGAGAUUUAGUACAGUUCUUGGAUGAAUUUUAUCCACCUCACCCCAUCGAUGAAAAUAACCCAUUAGGUGACGACUGCAACUUAAAAAAGAUACUAGAACAGCUGAUGAACCUCUCAUACACAAAUCCAGAUGACCCAUACGUCACCCUUGUACCUGGGACAUACUGGAAGCCCUAUAUUGAAACCCUAGCAAAGGCAGGAAUCAUACGAUAUCAUCCUGAAGAUGCGAAUCAAGUAUGCCUGGAAGACUUUAAAAUGUAA
Rhizopus microsporus ATCC 52813 is the source of this 870-nucleotide messenger RNA. RefSeq lists its product as uncharacterized. Bases 1 to 870 code for a protein of 289 amino acids. Gene Ontology annotation, cellular component: nucleus. The record is from RefSeq and is a predicted model, not a curated record. Gene Ontology annotation, biological process: kinetochore assembly; mitotic sister chromatid segregation. The transcript has 4 exons. Lineage: Eukaryota; Fungi; Mucoromycota; Mucoromycetes; Mucorales; Rhizopodaceae.